Messenger RNA from Botrytis cinerea B05.10, 1243 nucleotides. RefSeq lists its product as hypothetical. The record is from RefSeq and is a predicted model, not a curated record. NCBI's taxonomy places the organism in Eukaryota, Fungi, Ascomycota, Leotiomycetes, Helotiales, Sclerotiniaceae. The transcript is spliced from 2 exons. The coding region runs from base 113 to 979 and encodes 288 amino acids.
GAGUUUUUCGCAUGUUUUUGGGUUUUGGUUCUUCGAUUCAUCUAUACUUAUUUUUUAGAAUUUUCCUGUGACUCGUAUUCUUUCCCUACUUGUAUACCAACAUCUGGCGAAGAUGAGCUUCGAUACCAAAGUUCCCCAGGGACUAUUAGGUAGUGAGAUCAAAAGAAAAGAGGUUCCCUUUCGUAAUGUAGAAGAGAAGCCAUCUAUAGCAUUUCAAUCCCCAGACUACGACCCAACCCAAGCUCCAGCGCAUCUGAUGGAUCCCUAUUCCCAAGAAGUAGAUUACCAGGACAACAUAUCCAUCCACCAAACGCUCACCUCUACCCCCUCAUUCCCAAUCUCCAAGCUCGUCAUUCCCACCAAAACAGAUUCCUUAGCCUCCGGCUUUCCUUUUCAUCAACGUCUUUACGAUUACCGUGUCUCUCAUGAUGAAUGGCACCUUUUCACGCACGAAAUUGUCAAGGCAGCUAGUCUUAGUGUGCAGGAGGACUGGGCAGCAUGGACCGCCGGUAUUUCUACCGGUGUAUUGAGUACCGGCCUCCUCGUCUUCGGUGGUCCUUUUGCAGGGUAUUACACCGGAAGAUCGGUGCACAGAAAGAAAGUGCUCGAAAAAGUCAAAGAUGGGUUAAUGCAUGAAGGGAGCUUGAGAGCUACGCUGCAUAAAUGGAAUGAGCAGUCAUUUAGAGGUAAGGGUUUUCAGGCGUGGUUGGAGCUACCCGUUGUCAAGGGAGAGGUCAAUGGAGAUCAUGAGGAGGGAGAAACGAAAAAAAAGCUUAGUAGGAAGGAGAAGAAUUUGAAGAAGAAAGAACAGGGAAGGUUUAGGAUUGUCAUUAUCCCUAACGAUGCGCCGAUGGGUAUGUUAAUGAGUAGCCAACAGUCGACUUGGAGUUUGGCGAAUGUGGAGUCGAAUCAAAGGAGUGGGAUUGCGGAGGCGCCUGAUACUCAACAAACACAGCCAGCGAUCGCGGAACUUCCAUGAUAAUGGGUGAAUCUCAUGAGGUGCUCUGCUAUUUUCUGGUGUUCGUGGGGGUCGAAGGAGUGGUAAUGUCCUAUAUUCACUUUUGUUGUGCUGCAAGCAGGCCGGAAAAGCAGGAUCUCGAAUAAUGGGUGAAUUUUAUGAGGUGCCUUGCUCAUUUGUAUCUUUGGCGUAUCAGUGGUGUAGUAAAUUGGGCUCUUAUUUACCGUAAUUGUGGUACAACAAGCAAUUUCAUAAUCGGUUUCAAAACCAUCAACUCACCCCGCA